Manis javanica (Malayan pangolin) is the source of this 4313-nucleotide messenger RNA. It is a transcript of the gene UNC5CL, whose product is annotated as unc-5 family C-terminal like. Gene Ontology annotation, molecular function: protein binding; netrin receptor activity. Gene Ontology annotation, cellular component: membrane. NCBI's taxonomy places the organism in Eukaryota, Metazoa, Chordata, Mammalia, Pholidota, Manidae. Gene Ontology annotation, biological process: positive regulation of canonical NF-kappaB signal transduction; positive regulation of JNK cascade; netrin-activated signaling pathway. The record is from RefSeq and is a predicted model, not a curated record.
CUUUAGGCAUGAGGUCCCCUUUCCAGGUUGGCUGAUCUCCACCAUCUCUUUGCCCCACCUCUCUACCUUGGGGACUCAGGUGCCGCUGGAAGGUGUUUAUCCCAUCCUCUCGCCUCCAGCCAGGAAAGGCAGCAGGGGUGGGGUGGGGGGUUACAGUCAGAGACCAGAGGCUAGAGAAUCAUUAACUGAGAUGAGAGCAGCGGCAGUUACUUAUUUUCUGUGGGAGAUGAUAACUGGAGCCUGGAAGUUCACUGAGGUUUGUCAACCGCAGGAGGCCAGACCAUGGGGAUAACAGUUACCACUUACUAAGCACCCAGUUUGUGCAAGCGUUUCACCUUUGUUAGUUCAAUAAUGACAGUGCUUAUUAUUUGCAGCUCAGAAGGUAGAUAUUAUAAUCUGCAUUUGAUAGACAAGGGAAGUGAGGCUCAGAGGGGUUGAGUGACUUGUCCAAGAUCACACAGCCAACAGGUGGGUUCAGUGUUGGCAGUCUGGCCCUGAAAAUCACCUGUUUUUUUCUCUCAACUGGCCCACUCUUUCAUUUGGCAUUCUUUAUUGAGCACCUAUUAUGGAGCGGGCUGUACCAGGAACUGGGGAAAGAGAGGCAAACAGGUGGAAAAAAGUCCCUCUUCACAGGGAGCUUUCACUUCAGUGGCAACAUCUAUCCCAGGCAGUUUCUAAGGAAAGACUCAAGUUGCAGUAAAACCCUGCCAACUCUGAGAGUGGGUGGUGGAAAGAGCACUGGAUGGGGAGCAAAUAUGGGUAGACCCCAGUGCCACCAGCGACUUGUGUGACUCAUUACCCUUCCCAGCGCCUCCUCCCGCAUCUCUGUGCAGGAAAGGGGUGGAACUCCAUUCUGUCUGAGCUUCCUAGACUGACUCCCGGGACUAGCAUCAGGUGGGGGCUUCUUAGAGAUGCAGAAUCUCAGGUCCCAUCAUGGAUCAGAACAUGCAGUUUAACAAGAUCCCUCAGGUGGCCCCUGUGCAUGUUAUUGUUUUAGAAGCUCUGGUUAUGGUCUUCUCUCAGCUUCUGCCAUUUCAACAGCCUCUGGCAGGGGAUGGCCACUCACCAGCAGAGGGCACUGGAGGGAGGAGUUGCUUGCACCUGUACCCAGGCUGUCUCCCUUCCAGACCUAGACUGGCCCUUGACCUUGGCUGGCACAGGGGAGCAGGGGAGCUGGAUAUUAGCAUUGAGUGACCAGGCGAAUGUGCUCCCAUGAGAGCUGUUUCCAACCUGCCCUGUUCCUACUGCUUGUGGGGGUCCCUGUGGCAAGCGCCCUCCUUCUGGCCCAGUGCCUUCGAUGGCACUGUCCUCGCUGGCGGCUGCUGCGGGCCUCCUGGAAGUUGGACAGCCAAGAAGAGCCAGUGCCCCAUCCCACUCCCCUACCAGAAAAUGAGGCCUCCAGGCAGUGCCCGCCAGCCACACUCUCGGAGAUGGCUGCCUUCUACCAGGAACUGCAUACACCUACCCAAGGCCAGACCAUUGUCCGUCAGCUGAUGCACAAGCUGUUGGUGUUCUCAGCUCGAGAGGUGGAUCACCGCGGUGGCUGCCUGAUGCUCCAGGAUACGGGCAUCUCUCUGCUCAUCCCACCAGGUGCUGUGGAUGUGGGCCGCCAGGAGCGGGUAUCACUGGUCCUUGUGUGGGACCUGUCUGAUGCUCCGUCACUCUCUCGAGCCCAGGGACUGGUGAGCCCUGUGGUGGCAUGUGGCCCCCAUGGGGCUUCCUUCCUGAAGCCCUGCACCCUCACAUUCAAGCACUGUGCUCAGGAGCCUGGCCACGCCCGUGCCUACAGCAGCAAUACAACCCUGCUCGAUGCCAAGGCCUGGAGGCCGCUGGGGCGGCCGGGGACCCACACCUCACGCGACGAGUGUCGCAUUGACCUCUCCCACUUCAGCCUCUACACCUGUGUGCUGGAGGCGCCUCUGGGCCGGGAAGCCCGCAAAUGGCUGCAGCUGGCUGUGUUCUGCUCGCCACUGGCACCGGGUCAGUCCCACCUGCAGCUGCGCAUCUACUUUCUCAACAACACACCCUGUGCCCUGCGGUGGGCCAUGGCCAACGAGGAGCCCCACGGUGGCCGCCUGCGCGGGCCCUGCCAGCUCUUCGACUUCACCGGAGCCCGAGGGGACCAAUGUCUGAAGCUCAAGUACAUCUCUGAGGGUUGGGAGAAUGUAGAUGACAGCAGUAGCCAGCUGGUUCCCCAUCUCCACAUCUGGCAUGGAAAGUGCCCCUUCCGCUCCUUCUGCUUCCGGAGAAAAGCAGCCAAUGAGAAUGAGGACUUCUCGGCACUAACCAAUGAGAUCAUUGUCACCAUGCACACCUUCCAGGACGGCUUGGAGACCAAGUACAUGGAGAUCCUCAGAUUCCAGGCAUCAGAGGAGGAAUCCUGGGCAGCGCCACCCCCUGUCUCCCAGCCAUCCCUGUGCAAUAGGCUGCCUCCAGAGCUCUUUGAGCAGCUGCAGAUGUUGCUGGAGCCAAACAGCAUCACAGGCAAUGACUGGCGUCGCUUGGCCUCCCACCUGGGGCUCUGUGGCAUGAAAAUCCGGUUCCUGUCCUGCCAGCGCAGCCCUGCAGCAGCUAUCCUGGAGCUGUUUGAGGAGCAGAACGGCAGCCUGAAGGAGCUGCACUACCUCAUGACCCUCAUGGAGCGGCUGGACUGCGCCUCCGCCAUCCAGAACUACCUGGGCGGGACGCCGGGAGGCAGCCCCGCCCCGGUCCGCGGGGGCGCCUGGGAGAACCAGGGCCUGGAGCUGGAUGAGAAGCUCUGAGCGUCCCGCUGGGCCGGGGCCGGGUGGGGCGCUCUCCGCAGCACUCUGGGCACCGGGAGGCCGUGGGAUAUGCCUCGACACCUCGGAAGAACAUAGCAGGUGUUUCCGGCUGUGAUUACUGUCCUCAUCAGAAUCCUUGGGCGGUGUUUGGGGCCACGGGGUGGCUGGAGUGCCAUUGCCAGCCUUCCCGGGUCUGGACCACCCUUGCACCACGCUUUGUCCUGCAUGCAGAUACCCUCCUGGACGGCAGGGGGCGCAGGAGCCCGGGAGAUGGCCCCAGCGUGACCAGUCUUUGGGAAACUGUUAGGGUGCCCUGUUGGCACUCUUUGGGGACUGGUCAAUCCAUAAGUAUUCACUGAGCACUUAGUGACACCCAGCAGUGAACUGAUACCAUGGGUAAUUCUGGAAUAUAUGAGAGGGUUUUGAAGUCUUGACAAGCCCACAGUUCUGUGGGAGGCAAAAGGCACUCAUGUGAGCUGAGGGCCAACUCUAAAACAGCAGGUGCUUAGGGGAUGUUCCUGUGGUAUGAACUUUUCAUGCUUUAAUAAGAGUUUGAGAAGGCAGGGAGCUGAAUAUAGGCUGGAGCAUUGAGAAAGCUUCACGGAGGAUGUUGGAGAGAGGAUUUGGAUGCACAGAGUGGUUCCCAGAGCUUUAGGUGGGGGUAGGGGGAGAUGUUGACUGAACUUAAAAGUAGAAGCCAUGAGUAAGCACGGAGUGAGGUGUUCUGCAGCCCAGCCCGGUGGGUGUGAGGUGAGGGGAGGAUAAAAGUUCAAGGCCAGAUCUAAAGAUCGGCAGCUGUACCUGGCUGUCCACUUGUCUCCUUUGCAUUCCUUUGUCUCUUUAUCCUCCUGUUCUUGCCUGUUUUCCUUUCUCUCUCUGCCAUUAUCUGUUAUAAAAUAUCAAAACUGAAAAGAAACUUCAAGAUUAUCAUUCUUGCCCAAACUUUUUAUCUCCCCUUCAUCUUGAACUGUGUGACUUUUAAGUCUCUCUGACUUCAUUUUGCUGCCCUCUCUCCUGCAGUCAGUGUCUCUGUCAGUCUAUGUCUUUGCACCUUUUUGUCUCUGCCUAGUUGCUGUGCCUGCCUUUCUAGGUUUCUUUCUCUGAAACCCUCAGUCAUUGUCCUCAGGCAAGUGUCUUGAAACCAAUGUUAAGUUGUCAAAGUAUAUGGAAAGACACUGGGCUGCCCUAGGAAUAGGUGGGUGGGGAUGUUUCCCCAUGAAUCAAGAUCCACUUUAGGGUCAGGAAAUAAAGGAUAGGGAUUUAAAAACACCCCAGUCAGUUAACAAAUAUUUAUUCAGCACCUACUAUGUGUUAGAUACUGUAUUAAAAAAAAGAUCAAUAGGCUGGGUCCUGAUAACAGAACAAAGAGUUUGACUCAAUUCUAAAAAUGUUUUUGUUUGCCAACAGGUGUUGUCAAAUUUUUUGGGCAGGCAAAAACAAUCUCUCUGGCAGUACUAAAAAUUUGCUUCUGUAUUUAAUUAAAAAUUAUUAAAGCUUUUUCUAUGAUGAAAAAUAUUGUAUAAUAAAAUAUGAAAAUUGCCUUUCAUUGUU